This is a messenger RNA of Suillus discolor, 219 nucleotides long. RefSeq lists its product as uncharacterized. Lineage: Eukaryota; Fungi; Basidiomycota; Agaricomycetes; Boletales; Suillaceae. Bases 1 to 219 code for a protein of 72 amino acids. The transcript is spliced from 2 exons. The record is from RefSeq and is a predicted model, not a curated record.
AUGUUAGAGAUGCCAAACAAGGAUCAUCAGUUGGUGGAGGAUAUGAUGGCCAACUGUGGAAUGGAUGUCGACAGACUACCAUGCACUGCACCUCCAGUAGAGGAAGGGAUGGACAUGAGUCAUGCAGGUGGAGAAUAUGAAGCCUUUAAAGGACUCGCUGAGAAAAUAGCGGAUGUCAGUGGCUAUCGCUAUGUUGAUCUCCGCACUCGACAGGACUGA